GACGGGCCUUUCCUCACCUGGGGUAUUUUUCCUGGUGUCACAUGGUCCCUGUGUCAUAGUCCGUGGUUUGGCCGUCAUGUUUUGGCCAUGCCUGUUGUUUGAGCACCGAGUUCUUCCUCUCGCUGUGUUCUAGAGGACACCGCAGCUCGUCUGCACGUGUGUGCGGUGUUCUCUUCAUAUGUAUUAAGGAAAAUGGUGAAACAUUUGUUGUUGGCCUUUGAGCACUGAGGGAGAUUUCCAUUCUCUGACAAAGGACUUGACUCCAGCCAGGCUCCUGCCUUCCCCUUGCCCUGUCCCCACAGCCUCUUCCUCAUCCUAGCUGCCUUUGAGGCAAAGUGGUGCCUCUUCCUUGGCGUCUGAGCAAGUCAGUGUCUUGGGGGCAGGGGCAAGUGGGUCUUACGUUUGCCAGGGCCAUUGAGAAGUGGUCAGUGGUCCCAGCCUGUGCGGUGACAGUGCAGGACAGUGGGAGGGACAGGCAGACAGCCAGCUGUGGCACUAACUCUCUUCCUCGUAUGUCUCCCCAGCCCGUGUCCCAGCCCACCCAGGUAACUCUGAUCACGGCACCCAGUGGGGUGGAGGCUCAGCCUGUGCACGACCUCCCUGUGUCCAUUCUGGCCUCCCCGACUACAGAACAGCCCACUGCCACAGUCACCAUCGCCGACUCAGGCCAGGGUGAUGUGCAGCCUGGCACUGUCACCUUGGUGUGCUCCAACCCACCCUGUGAGACCCACGAGACUGGCACCACCAACACAGCCACCACCACUGUUGUGGCUAACCUUGGGGGACACCCCCAGCCCACCCAAGUGCAGUUCGUCUGUGACAGACAGGAGGCAGCUGCUUCUCUUGUGACCUCGACUGUGGGGCAGCAGAAUGGUAGUGUGGUUCGAGUCUGCUCAAACCCACCCUGUGAGACCCACGAGACGGGCACCACCAACACCGCCACCACCGCCACCUCAAGUGUCGGUGCCAACCACCAGCGAGAUGCCCGUCGGGCCUGUGCAGCCGGCACCCCUGCCGUGAUCCGGAUCAGUGUGGCCACUGGGGCGCUGGAGGCAGCUCAGGGCUCUAAGCCCCAGUGCCAAACCCGCCAGACCAGCACGACCAGCACCACCAUGACUGUGAUGGCCACCGGGGCCCCGUGCUCGGCCGGCCCACUCCUUGGGCCAAGCAUGGCACGGGAACCUGGGGGCCGUGGCCCUGCUUUUGUGCAGUUGGCCCCUCUGAGUAGCAAAGUCAGGCUGAGCAGCCCAGGCAGCAAGGACCUGCCCACGGGGCGCCACAGCCAUGUGGCCAACACCGCUGCCAUGGCCCGUUCCAGCAUGGGUGCUGGGGAGCCCCGCACGGCACCUGCAUGCGAGAGCCUCCAGGGUGGCUCACCUAGCACCACGGUGACUGUGACGGCCCUGGAGGCACUGCUGUGCCCCUCGGCUACCGUGACCCAAGUCUGCUCCAACCCACCAUGUGAGACCCACGAGACAGGCACCACCAACACCGCCACUACCUCGAAUGCAGGCAGCGCCCAGAGGGUGUGCUCCAACCCACCCUGCGAAACCCACGAGACGGGCACCACCCACACAGCCACCACCGCCACUUCAAACGGGGGCACGGGCCAGCCCGAGGGUGGGCAACAGCCCCCUGCUGGUCACCCCUGUGAGACACACCAGACCACUUCCACCGGCACCACCAUGUCAGUCAGCAUGGGCGCCCUGCUUCCCGACGCCACUUCUUCCCACAGGACCCUGGAGUCUGGUCUAGAGGUGGCGGCGGCGCCCAACGUCACCCCCCAGGCUGGCACCGCGCUGCUGGUUCCUUUCCCAACGCAGAGGGUGUGCUCCAACCCCCCCUGUGAGACCCACGAGACGGGCACCACUCACACGGCCACCACUGUCACUUCCAACAUGAGCUCAAACCAAGACCCCCCACCCGCUGCCAGCGAUCAGGGAGAGGUGGAGAGCACCCAGGGCGACAGCGUGAACAUCACCAGCUCCAGUGCCAUCACAACAACUGUGUCCUCCACACUGACGCGGGCUGUGACCACUGUGACGCAGUCCACGCCGGUCCCGGGCCCCUCCGUGCCGAAGAUUUCAUCAAUGACUGAGACUGCCCCAAGGGCUCUGACUACUGAAGUCCCCAUCCCGGCCAAAAUAACAGUGACCAUAGCCAACACAGAAACUUCUGACAUGCCCUUCUCUGCUGUUGACAUCCUGCAGCCCCCAGAGGAACUCCAGGUGUCACCAGGGCCUCGCCAGCAGCUGCCGCCACGGCAGCUUCUACAGUCGGCUUCCACAGCCCUGAUGGGGGAGUCUACCGAGGUCCUGUCAGCCUCCCAGACCCCUGAGCUCCCAGCCGCCGUGGAUCUGAGCAGCACAGGGGAGCCAUCUUCAGGCCAGGAGUCUGCCAGCUCUGCGGUGGUGGCCACCGUGGUGGUCCAGCCACCCCCACCCGCGCAGUCCGAAGUAGACCAGUUAUCACUUCCCCAAGAGCUAAUGGCCGAGGCCCAAGCUGGCACCACCACCCUCAUGGUAACGGGGCUCACCCCUGAGGAACUGGCAGUGACUGCCGCUGCAGAAGCAGCCGCCCAGGCCGCAGCCACGGAGGAAGCCCAGGCCCUGGCCAUCCAGGCGGUGCUCCAGGCCGCGCAGCAGGCCGUCAUGGCAGGCACUGGCGAGCCCAUGGACACCUCCGAGGCAGCAGCAACCGUGACGCAGGCAGACCUGGGGCACCUGUCAGCCGAGGGUCAGGAGGGCCAGGCCACCACCAUCCCCAUUGUGCUGACACAGCAGGAGCUGGCUGCCCUGGUGCAGCAGCAGCAGCUGCAGGAGGCCCAGGCCCAGCAGCAGCAUCACCACCUCCCCACUGAGGCCCUGGCCCCUGCCGACAGUCUCAACGACCCAGCCAUUGAGAGCAACUGCCUCAAUGAGCUCGCCGGCACAGUCCCCAGCACUGUGGCGCUGCUGCCCUCAACGGCCACUGAGAGCCUGGCCCCAUCCAACACAUUUGUGGCCCCCCAGCCGGUUGUGGUGGCCAGCCCAGCCAAGCUGCAGGCUGCAGCUACCCUGACUGAAGUGGCCAAUGGCAUCGAGUCCCUGGGUGUGGUGAGUCGGAAGCCAGACCUGCCACCCCCACCCAGCAAAGCCCCCAUGAAGAAGGAGAACCAGUGGUUUGAUGUAGGGGUCAUUAAGGGCACCAAUGUAAUGGUGACACACUAUUUCCUGCCACCAGAUGAUGCUGUCCCAUCAGACGUAAGUGUCCCCAGGUGCUGAUGUCCUCAAGUGGGUGAAUCUUGACUCCACCGCCCUGAGCGGGGCUUACAGGAAACUCUUCCAUCUUUGGGCCAAGCUGAGUAGCCAGGAAGCCUGAGGAAGGUGGGCAGAGACCACCCCCCUGAAGCAGCAGAAAAGGAGAGCUCUGGUUCCUUCCCUCCAGUACCUGGCCACAGCCAGCCUUGCCACAUCCCUCCUUGCUGUGAAGGGCCAGCCACCGCUGACCUCUUUUCCCUCUGGCCCGUAAUCACCAUGGACCUGCAACGUUCCUGGGUGGCUCAGAG
Molecule: messenger RNA, 3547 nt
Organism: Piliocolobus tephrosceles (Ugandan red Colobus)
Lineage: Eukaryota; Metazoa; Chordata; Mammalia; Primates; Cercopithecidae
Product: host cell factor 1
Exons: 6
Coding region: 513-3263 (916 amino acids)
Biological process (GO): chromatin remodeling; regulation of DNA-templated transcription
Cellular component (GO): histone methyltransferase complex
Molecular function (GO): transcription coactivator activity
Source: RefSeq, a predicted model, not a curated record